AUGAGUCUCCUCUUUGAGCCCAGCAGCCUCUCGAGUUGCUUCUUCGAGCCGGUUGUAGGCGACGAGCAGGUCUCCGUCCCCGAGAUCCUCGCCAUGCUCGACGGCGUCCUUGAGGGCGACCUGUCACUCGAGUCCCUACAGCACGAAGAUCUUUCCGUUCUCGACCCAAAGACGCGGAGUCUGAAGAGGCUGCGACCCUGUCCUAAUAUCGACGAAGUCCCGAAGGGGCCCAAGCCGAAGAGAGGCAGGAGACCCACUGCAGCUCGUCCGCGGCUGCGCAACAAGGGCAAGAUCGAGAUCUUGAGGCGCGAGAUCGAGACGCUAGAAGCCGAACUGGAGGCGCUCAAGAAUGCCGAGCAAGACAUCGAGGAGCCUCAGGCUGACUCACUGUGGAAAAUCAUCGCUACGAAGCAGCGUGAAGAGCGGGAGAAGGCGGAGAGCGAAAACAAGGCGCUCAAGAGUCUGCUGAGUGCGCAGUGCACCCUGACCACGUCGCUGUCUGGUGUGCUCAGCGAGUGGACAAGUCUACCCGACCAGGAAUUGAGCCUGACUAUUUAG
Messenger RNA from Phytophthora sojae, 558 nucleotides. RefSeq lists its product as hypothetical. The transcript has a single exon. Bases 1 to 558 code for a protein of 185 amino acids. Lineage: Eukaryota; Oomycota; Peronosporomycetes; Peronosporales; Peronosporaceae. The record is from RefSeq and is a predicted model, not a curated record.